UCAUUGUUGUUGUUAAUUAAGAGGAGAGAAAGAAACCGCAAUCGGAGGCGCCCAGACCUAACCCUACCUCUCCCUCAACGAGACAUGUCUCUAGCGGUUCCUCUCCCUCUUCCUCCGAGCUCAGCUUCGUCGUCUUCCAACUCCACUCAACUCGGCGGUGGUGGUGCUCCGCCGCCGUUGAAUUUCUCGGAACUGGAGCGAAUCAACCGAAUCGGAAGCGGAAGCGGCGGAACAGUCUACAAAGUCCUCCAUCGGCCGAGUCGGAGGCUUUUCGCCUUGAAGGUGAUCCACGGGACCUACGGAGACGAAGACACCAUUCGUCGCCAGAUCUGUCGUGAAAUCGAGAUCCUUCGCGACGUAGAUAACCCUAGCGUCGUCAGGUGUCACGACAUGUUCGAUCACGCCGGUGAGAUUCAACUUCUUCUGGAAUACAUGGACUGUGGAUCUCUCGAAGGAAAGCUUAUACACAACGAAUCCCGCCUCGCUGAUCUAUCUCGCCAGAUCCUCUCCGGGCUGUACUAUCUCCACAAGCGUAAGAUCGUUCAUAGAGACAUUAAGCCUUCGAAUCUGUUGAUGAAUUCUCGAAAUCAGGUAAAAAUUGCUGAUUUUGGGGUUUCCAGAAUCUUAUCUCAAACGAUGGAUCCUUGUAACUCGGCGGUUGGGACGAUUGCGUACAUGAGUCCGGAAAGAUUCAACACCGAUCUCAAUCACGGAAAGUACGAUGGAUAUGCUGGAGAUAUUUGGAGCUUUGGAGUGAGUAUUUUGGAAUUCUAUGUUGGCCACUUUCCUUUUGCAGCUGGGAGUGGAGAUUGGGCGAGUCUCAUGUGUGCAAUCUGUAUGUCUCAGCCUUAAGAGCUGUCCUACACCACACGCCGAGUCGCUCCCAUGUCUGCUUUUUUCAGAAAGUUAAAAACAAAACAAACAAAGAAUAAUCUUGGAGGGGUGGAACCUCUCUCUCUCUCUCUUCCCAUUGUUCCCACAUGCACGCACCGCCCAAAAUUUUUUUAUCAUAAAGCUUAUUGGUGCUUGUUCCCCACUUUCUUUUUCUUUUUAUUUUUCGUACUCAUUAUCAGUCCACUUUUAAACCCACUCCAGCACACCCACAAUCUUUUUUUUUUAAUAUUUUCAGCCUUUUCCUUAUAUAUAUAUUC
This is a messenger RNA of Camellia sinensis, 1151 nucleotides long. NCBI's taxonomy places the organism in Eukaryota, Viridiplantae, Streptophyta, Magnoliopsida, Ericales, Theaceae. The record is from RefSeq and is a predicted model, not a curated record.